GGUAGCCUAUUCCAGAAAGUGGGAUUCGCGAAAACUCUGAGUAUGUUAACCCUGAAAUGAGGGAAACUCUUGGUUUUCAGUUCCAGAAAGAGAGAUUUUGCACUCCCGCAGCAAGAUGGUGAAGAGCCUUCCUCCCCAAGUCUGACAGAUACAUUGUCCCUCUCGAGCAGUCUAAGCAGCGAAUCAAGUGAUGCUGGGUGUCAAAAGAUUCAACCUGUCAUGGACAGCCCCCGUGCAAAAAAUGCAGUGGAGCAGAUUCUCACUUCUAAGCCAGCAGGGAUGACUGUGAUCAAAGAGUAUGAAGAGACCGGGAGUUUGAAAGAUUCAGGCAGUUACAUUUUGGAACAUUUCUAUGACAUUCAGAGCAACAAAGGCUUUCUUGAGUGGCGUGUCAAGACUGUGCAACGCCAAUCCAGAACCACAUCUACAUCCCAUAACAGAGUGGCGCUAAAAGGAGGUCCCACAUCAUCAAGAACAUUUGGUUCCACAGAUGACCAGCAAACAGGAGAUGACUGUAUGGAGGCCAUGUCUCUUCUUCACCACACCACUGAUCGUGACUUAGUCUUCCAGAAGAUGAAAGAAACAUUCCAGUAUUGUCAACAGAUGCUCCCUGACCCACAGCAAUCUGCAGACAUACUUCAAAUGUUUCCUCGUUUCUUGGACACGAAGGGACUGAUUUUGCAGGACUUCUUGUUGAUGUUUGGUCCAGAGACUGCUUCCAGAUUCCUGGGAAAAUGGGACACCGGAUUUAAAGACAAGGUUAUCCGAGAGGCCAGGACCCUCAGAGAGACGUCUCUCCUGAAAAAAACUGCUGACAUCUGCCCUGAAUGAAGAAUCUGACACUGCCAAUAAGCCAGGUAAUAUUUCAACAGUCAUUCAUCAUUAGUACUUAAUUGUCAAAAAAUCUCAACAGUUUGCAGACAAAAAGGAACAUUUCUGAUAUUUCCCCAAAGACCUUUGCUCUGCCUUUGUAAUUAUAAAAUUAACAAAUUAAAAAUAACAAUGCAUUUAAAUAACACAUUGACAUUAUUUUUUACUACAAAAAGGAUGACUAAAUGUAAUUUCAGCUGGACUUCGACAUACAAUUUGACAAUCAUCUCUGGCAGUAUUAUCCAGGGUUCCCACAGUCAUGGAAAAGUCAUGGAAUAUUAAAAAGUAAUUUUCCAGGCCUUGAAAAGUCAUGGAAUCAAGUAAAAUCACCAAAUGUUUGGGAAAAGUCAAGGAAUUACAGUAAUCAUGGGCACUCAAGCUCCAUUUUUCAUAAAACUUCCUGCAGGACCUCUAAAACUUCUUCUAGUACCCCUAAAACUGUCUCCAGGUCCUCUAAACCUCCCUCAGGACCUCAAAUUUCCUCUCUAGGGGCCCUAAAACUUCCUCUAGGACCCCCUAGGACUUAAAAGCCUUCUCCAUGACCUCUAAAACUUCCUCUAGGACCCCUAAAAGUUUCUCCAGGUCCCCUAAAACUUCCUCCAGAACCCCUCAAUCUUCCUGUAUGACCUCUAAAACUUUCCCCAGGACCUCUAAAACCUUCUUAAAGUCAUGGAAAUUACACUUUGGGUUUUUAAAAAUUCAUGAAUAGGUUUUGAAAUUUUGUCUGUGAAAAUGUGUGGGAAUCCUGAUUAUCUAUAUCCUGUAUGCUGAGUAUCAUUUUGCAGCUCUUCACUGAAGCUCUAUGAUGUUUCUACUUUGUGAAAUAUUCAAACUGUUCAAACGCUGUACAACAUUGAUAUAGGCACAACAGAAGAAACUCCAAAAGUCAAAGAGCUGCGAGCAAAGCUGUUGAACAAGCAGUAAUUAGCUCAUACAAUGAAAAUGUUUCCUUUGUGCUUCAUCCUUCGAUACAGCUUUACUUUUGUUCAGGCACCUCAAACUAAUUCAUGGAAUGUACCCUGGGAAAAAUUUGACACUAAAAUGUGGUCAAGUAGGAUGUUGCUUGCAAUUCUCAAGUUAUUCUGGAUUUAGAAGACAUCUGAUUAAGAUACAUGCUCCUACUGAUAACACAUGUGUACCUCUUAAGACAUUUCAAAUCAUUUGAUGCGCAGAUGUCAGAUUCACAUUUUUAAGUUGUGUCAGAGGGUUGUAUUUAAUUUAUCACAUUGUUGACUUACUGUAAUCUAUAUGGAAUUGAGCCUUGCUUUUAUGUACAUGUUUAUGUACUUUAAUUACAGGUUUAAAGUCCUGCAGUACAGAUAUGUUUUUUUGUAAUCUUGUCAGAUGUCUGUGCAGUGCAUUUACAGUAUACAAUGUUUGCAUAUUCUGCAUUUUACUCUGAAGAUUUUAUGCACUACAGUACAUACUAGAGAUGUGGUGUUGACAUUGUUCUUUAGUUAUAUAUUUUUUCAUGAAAUAUCUACAUUUCUUUUUUAUUGACAUACAUUAUUUUUUGUCAUUUAUUUGACCACACAAUGUCCCAACUGUUUAGCUGCCGUUAAAGCAGUUUGUUUUAAAUGUUUUAAUUAGGGCUGCACAAAUGAUCAAAUUUUCAUCGAAAUUGCGAUAUGGUCUACUGCAUUGUUCAAAUCGCAGGAAGGAACAAUAUUUGAAUGUGUGUAAAAAUAGCAUUUUAAGAAAUAUUGUGCUGCAGACAUGUCCUGGCCUACACAUCAUAUUCUAGACUUAAUACGUUAUCUUUGUUUGGUACAGAUACCUACAAAAAUCACACACACACGUUUUUAAUUGAAAAUGAGAAUAAUGAUGAAAUUAUCAUUUUCUCUAUCACAAUGCAGUAGCAGUCAAAAUAAUUGCAAUUAGAUAUUUUUUCAUUAAUGUGC
Molecule: messenger RNA, 2771 nt
Organism: Epinephelus fuscoguttatus (brown-marbled grouper)
Lineage: Eukaryota; Metazoa; Chordata; Actinopteri; Perciformes; Serranidae
Exons: 5
Coding region: 220-831 (203 amino acids)
Source: RefSeq, a predicted model, not a curated record